Micropterus dolomieu (smallmouth bass) is the source of this 1679-nucleotide messenger RNA. It is a transcript of the gene baiap2l2a, whose product is annotated as BAR/IMD domain containing adaptor protein 2 like 2a. Gene Ontology annotation, molecular function: protein binding. The record is from RefSeq and is a predicted model, not a curated record. The transcript is spliced from 12 exons. Gene Ontology annotation, cellular component: nucleoplasm; cytosol. Lineage: Eukaryota; Metazoa; Chordata; Actinopteri; Centrarchiformes; Centrarchidae. Gene Ontology annotation, biological process: positive regulation of actin filament polymerization; plasma membrane organization; actin crosslink formation. The coding region runs from base 63 to 1178 and encodes 371 amino acids.
CUGUGACAAGUGAGGCCUACUUCAGCGCACUUUCAAAGAUUGGAGAGAAGGCUUUUCACACCAUGUCCUCACGUUCUCUGGGAGAUGUCCUGAUUCAGAUCGCUGAGAGCCAAAGGAGACUCACCUCGGAGCUGGAGGGAGUAUUCCGCUGGUUCAGUGUGGAGGUUCUUCAGGAGAUGGACAAUAACAUUAAACUGGACAAAGAUUACAUAUCAGGCAGUAGGAAGUACUAUGAGAUGGAAGUCCACAACCAGGCAGCAGCUCUCGAAAGACAGCUGAGGAGAGGAGCCAACCAGGAUUGUAGCGAGUAUGUGCAGUUCCUCAGGGAGAGCCAUAGCGAGGCGCUGAAGGAGGAGGAGAGACGACACCGCUUCCUGGCUGAGAAACACUGUGGCCUGAUACAGUCCAUCGCCCAACUCAUGAAUAAAAGAGGAGGUUCGCUGCAGCAGAGAGCUGAUUCCUGGACAGAGGAGGUGAAUGCCACCAGAGGACCAGAGACCAGGCGACCCACUAAUGUGGACAACUCUGUGAGGAUGAAGGAGGAGGAGAUCAGAAAAAGCCGAGACGAACUGACCCUCGGCAACAUACCUUCAAGGGCCCCGUCUCCCCAGGGAAGCAUUUCUCGCUCUACAGCUGAGUCAGUGAUGGGCGGUGGUGGAGGCAGAUCCAUGAGGGCCCUGGUGGCCCACGAGCCUGGUGGCUCCAACCCCACCCUGCUGCCCUUCAGCAAAGGAGAGAUGAUCACUGCGCUGGUCCAUCAGCCGAAGAAUGGCUGGCUUUAUGGACGCGCUGGAAGCACUUCACGUCAGGGAUGGUUUCCAGCCUCAUAUGUGGAAGCAGUGGAUGAUCCUCCGAGGACAACCAGCUCUGGUAACUCCACUCUCCGAGGCAGUAGCAGCAUGAGCAACCUGCUCGACCAACCGGGAAGCAGCAGCCACAGUGGAGCCCCGCCCCCUCCACCUCCACCACCAAAUCUAUCUUCAAAUAAACAAUCUGAGUUGCGACCAGUCACACCGACUCCUGACAGAAGUGCUGAGUCUAAUUCAGGGAACAAGAGAUCGAAACCACACGGAUCACCACCAGAACUCUUCCCAAGGGGUACCAACCCAUUUGCCACAGUGAAGCUGAAGCCCACGUCCACCAAUGACAGAUCAGCCCCACGUUUAUAUCGGAGAUGACAUCUUAACCCUGAAACAAAUACAAAUUUCAUUGAGCUUGAUAGUUUAUUCUCGCCCUCGGAAAUAGCAGUAUGUAUGGCAGAAAGUGAGUAAGUGGACCUUGAUUGGAGGUUGUUUUUGUGAACUAGUGUUUUCAUACUUCUGACAGUCCUCUGUUUGAAUUGAUCUUCUGCAUUGAUCCAUACAUAGUUGGAGAAAGAGGAUGAAAUGUUUUCUAAAUAUUUCAGACUUCUUGGUUUCUGUAGAUCUGUAUGUGUACAUAUAUAUUUUUAAACCAACAGCCAACAUCUAUUCGUGUUUUUCUGUAGUCUUUUUCAUAAUUGGCACUGUCUUUGUGAUUUGUUAAAUAGUAGGAAUGAAUCACUGAUUCUUCCGUGACGAAUGUGUUUACGUGGCAUAAACUAAUAAGUACUUUGAUCUUACCGGGUGUUAAAUCAUCAGUCCUUCUCUGAAAUGCUUUUUCAAUGGCAUUGACAUUCUGACAUGUGAAUGAUUUUUGUA